Molecule: messenger RNA, 681 nt
Organism: Daldinia childiae
Lineage: Eukaryota; Fungi; Ascomycota; Sordariomycetes; Xylariales; Hypoxylaceae
Exons: 1
Coding region: 1-681 (226 amino acids)
Source: RefSeq, a predicted model, not a curated record
AUGUUCGAAUAUUGUAUAAGGUCGUGUCCGCCAGGUCGACAGCAGUUCACACGCUCCCAUUCCUUCUCGCACCAUCAUGAUCAUCAUCGCUACCACUACCGAACCCGGUGCUCCGAUGACUGCGCUGGGAUUUCCACCGAGAAAUGGAACAGCCUACGCGAGCAGAAGAAAGGUCUUAUUGAGAAGAAUGAUGUUCUCACUCGCGAAAACCAGACCUUGAAAUACGACCUUCAAGCCUCUACCCAGGAGAACAGCCGCCUUCUCGCUUGCAACCGACAGAUGAUUGAGGAGAUCGAAGAGUUGAGACGAACACGCUCUCUCGACAGCGAAACAGCAGAGAGAUUUCGUCGACGGGUGCAAGCUAUCAAGUUAGAAGUUGACCAAAAGGACAAGGACAUCCAAGGCUUCAAGAAGGAAAACGAUAUCUUGUCUAAACGAGUUUGUGUCAUGACUGAAACCAUAUCGGACCAAAACCAGAGGAUUAUGAACUACAAGAAGAGACAGGAUGAUUACCAAACAACUCUGGACGAUGUCAAUAGUCGGCUUGAAAAGACGAAGCGUAUCCUUGCGGCUCGUCGUAGGGACCUUGACGAAAGAAAUGCCCAGUUCGAGGAGCAAUGCCGCGUGCUGCACAGGUACGAGACUACGAUUCCCUCUCGUCGGCGGUACAGUUUUGUAUAA